AACGAGCAAACUUCCAUUAGACAAAUUCUUACUAAUUCAAUAAAAUUGGAAGGGAACAAAUAUAAGAGAACAAGACAUUAUCCACGUGCCAGAUAUAAACAAAUCAGACACUUUAAUUAAUUGUGCGCGUACUUGGGUGUAAAUUAAAAAGUGAUCAUAAAGAUAAAUGUACACUUUGUAUGUGUAUACCUUAAAUUAACUGAUUUGAUGAAGAAAUCUGUGCAGUAAGAGAACUCCAAUUUCUACAAUACUUUCUGUGUACUAUCUUCAGCGGCAUAGUUACAACUUUAUUGAUUUCUAUUUUGAUCAGAAUGCUAUUUACGAAUAGAUGGUUCACGGUUUGGAUUCAUCUUGGAAUUUAUUGUGGAAUGCUCGAAUGUGCCCGACCACAGUUUGAUACUUCAACGGAUAUGGGCUUAGUUCUGGUUCCAGCUGAUGCAGAAGUUAAUUCUGUUAUAUUCCGAUUGCGUGCCACAGACCAGGACGCAGAUUUUCCACUUGUUUUUGAUACUACAGCAACCAUUUCACCAAUUGUGCGCAUUGAGAAUUUACCGUGUACAUUAUACAACAAAGUAUGUCAAGCUAAUGUCAUCUUAAUUAAACGUCUGAUUCCGGGUCGCUUGCACGAUUUUGCUGUACGGGUUAAAGACGCAAAGGGCGACUCAAAUUCAAUGCAAGCAACAAUUUCGGUAACAAAUGCAACAACAUCUCGACAGAUGAUAUUUCCGCAUAUACCAUCACUUAUAAUGGUACCUGAGGACACGAAACCAGAUGUAGAACUUGACUACCUUCUAGCCAAUUCUAAUCCAUGGAGCGGUAAACCUGUUUACAUUGAAUUGUGGCAACCGAAAGACAUGUUUACGAUUAAGCAACGACAAACUCCUACGCAAACCCGAGGAAUCAUCACAUUAAUUGGUGAAUUAGAUUUUGAGACACAGUCAAUGUACACGCUCACCAUUUAUGCCACGGACCCGUAUACGCAGCCUGGGAAGGAUACAAGGAACAUUGCAGGAUUAUACAUUGCUGUAAUUGUUCAAGAUAUUCAAGAUGUACCCCCUAUUUUUACUCUUGCCCCACCAUUGACAAAGAUCAAUAACACAGUUCAACCGGGUGACGUAAUUUUGCGUGUACACGCAGAAGAUGGAGACAAAGGUGUACCACGAGAAAUCGUUUAUGGCCUUGUUUCUGAUGGGAAUCCGUUCGCUCCAUUAUUCAACAUAUCAGAAAAUACAGGUGAAAUUACUUUAGCUCGUCCUUUGGAAGAGAUUUCCCAAAUGACACACACUGGGAUCCCAAUUAUCUUAACUAUAGUUGCGGAGGAAGUGCGUCGCUCGAGUGAUGAACCCGUUGCUCAAGCAACUGUUAUCGAACUAGGAAUCUUACUGAGUGAAACAGGAAGCAAUCCACCAGUCUUCGAAAGUGACAGAUACAUGGCUUCGAUAGAUGAGAAUGCAGGGAUUGGAUCAAUAUUAACUUUUAAGGAACCAUAUAUCACGAAAGUUACUGAUGAAGAUAUCGGUAAAGCUGGAAUAUUCACUUUGAAACUGGAAAACAACAAUGGCACUUUCGAUAUAUCUCCUGCCGUUGCAGAGCGUGCGGCAAAUUUUCUGAUAACAGUACAUGACAACUCUCUCAUAGAUUAUGAGGUGCACCACUGUUUAACCUUCAAGAUAAUUGCUCAAGAAGUGGGGCCGCUAUCAAACCUUUCUACUUCAGUGCCAGCGAUCAUCAUUGUAAACGAUGUUAACGAUAAUGCACCAGAAUUUGAUACAAAAUUAUAUACGGCAACAUUGUUUGAAAAUGCCGCUCCUGGAACGAGAGUAAUUCAAAGUUUGGCAGAACCAGACGGGUGA
Orussus abietinus is the source of this 1853-nucleotide messenger RNA. RefSeq names its product cadherin-86C. The coding region runs from base 312 to 1853 and encodes 513 amino acids. Gene Ontology annotation, cellular component: plasma membrane; catenin complex. Gene Ontology annotation, molecular function: cadherin binding; calcium ion binding. Gene Ontology annotation, biological process: homophilic cell-cell adhesion. The record is from RefSeq and is a predicted model, not a curated record. NCBI's taxonomy places the organism in Eukaryota, Metazoa, Arthropoda, Insecta, Hymenoptera, Orussidae. The transcript has 11 exons.